AUAUCCAGUGGGCGGCCCAAAUAAAUCACUUGGACGAUGCGGAAUCAGAAUCAGAGAUAAUCAUGGUGGCAAAAGAAGAAACUGACCUGAGACAGGAGAAAAACGGGUCGGGUAAUGGCGGAAACGGAAACGAACGCAAGAGCAAUUGAGAAGGAAAAUGAGGUGGAUUGGCGUCUAGCAGCGGUUUUAACAGGCAAUAGGAAGGCGAAACAGCAUGUCAUGAUUACCUUGCAGUGGGGAUCGUGCCAAACGUCCAGCGAAACCCGAGGAACGACCCGAAUCCGUGCUGGAACGCCCACGUGGACCUCCCACAAAAGAUGGAAGAAAAGAUUUGUUUUUGUUGAAUUCCCCCCUGACCAAUUUCCUUUCUCUAACCCCGAGUGGGCUGACCGGGUUAUAAAACCUGAAAGGGUUCAUCCGGAGCCCACCAAAGAUCUUGAGGACGCCUGCGAGAAACUUCUCAAGGGUGAUCCUGUGACCGGGAAACCUUAUGCCUAUGGAGGCUGGGUAUUCCGGCUAUCUAAUCCGGAUGACGCAGAAGAUGACCGGGCAAACUCCCCGGAUGGUCAUGCUGAGGCCAGUUCUCCUCGUCCAGACAUGAACUUCAACAGGAUGACCACCAUCAUCGAAGAUGAUGACGAUGAUGUCGAAGUCCUCAACUCCAACUGGUCUCCCAAUCGCAAUCCUCCUUCUCCCCCUCAAAACCCUGGGAAGGAAGGGGCUUCAUCUGCCCGGUGCACUCCCCUCGACGAUCUCAUCCGAGAUAAGAAGGUGAAGUCCCCUUCGGUUACCCAUCUCUUCGAAGAUGACCGGGUUAAUUCUUUCCAGGCCCAGUUCGAAUCCAAGUCCAAGGAUACCGGCCACUCUUCUUCCCACGCUAAGGGCCAGAAAAGGAAGGGCUCCCAUAAGAGUUCCAAAGGGGGCAAGAAGAAGAAGACCGGGUCGCUUGACUUGGAAGGGGAGUCGGUUGAAGAAGCCUUCCUUGCAUUGACCAGAAGACUCCAAAAGGUUGGAGUCCUUUCUGAAGAGAUUGGCCAGUCACUCAUCGAGCCAACCAACCAGGCCUCCCAACUGAAUCUCCUGCUUGACUCGGCCAAAUCAGAAAUAAAUGCCCUGGUCGAGAGGGAGAGAAGGUUAGAAGUAGAGCUGAGGGCUGAGAGGGCGUUGUUGGAGGAGGAGAGGGCCAUAUCUGCCCGGUUGGAGGAGGAAGGCAAGAGAAAGGUCGCUGAGCUUGAAGAGGCGUUGGCCCAAGCUGAAGAGACUGCCCGGUCAAAAGAGGAGGCCUUUCCUGAUGAUGCUGUGAUUUGGGCCGCCUGCCAUCACACUGAAGUUGCCCGGUCCAUUCUCACCAAUCCAGAGGACACCAUGGAUUUUUUCAAAGUCAUGUAUAAGGAACCGGAAGGGAAGAGAAUGAUAACAGAUGUCGGGUCCUAUGGGUUUCAGUGUGGCCAAAAGGAAGAGAGAUCUCUUCUCUAUGUCAGACUCCAGAGGAAGGACCCUUCAUUCGACCCGGCCAAGUUGAAGCUUCCAGCCCUGUACAAGGAAGAGCCAGCUCCCCCCUUUCCCCUCGAGUAGGUUAGGGUAUGUUUUCAAACACUAAAUUUUCCCAAGGCCUGGGGGAUGUCCGGCCUACUUUUGAUUUGUAUGAAACUUAAAUCCUCUUGGCAUGCCUUUAUCUUUUACUGGUCGAUCUACUUCAAUUUGCAUGGUUGAACUUCUUUUCUAUGCAAGGUUAUUGUUUCUUGCAUGAUAGCUUUUCUUUUCUUUUUCUUGAUCGCCUUUGAAUGAACUUCCAAGUCAAUA
This is a messenger RNA of Cuscuta campestris, 1803 nucleotides long. The record is from the annotation of a GenBank genome assembly. Lineage: Eukaryota; Viridiplantae; Streptophyta; Magnoliopsida; Solanales; Convolvulaceae.